AUGUCCAGAGCGAUGCUUCCGGCUUCCUAUACCCGCUACAAAAUCCGCAACCCUAAAUCCUACGCCGCCCACCAAGAAGCCAUCAAACACCUUCCUGGCGGCAACACCCGCUCCUCCAUCUUCUCCACCCCAUUCCCCCUCACCUUCACCUCUGGCCACAAGGCCACCCUCACCUCCCUAGAUGGAGAUACAUACACCGAUUUUCUAGGUGAAUAUAGCGCGGGUCUCUUCGGCCACUCCAAUGAACGGAUUUCCAAUGCUGUAUCCGCAGCCAUGGCAGGCGGUUGGAACUUUGGCGGCAUCAGUGUACAUGAGAGCGCUUUUGCAGAGCGUGUGUGUGACCGCUUCAAGGAGGCCGGGAUGGAGAUGGACGGGAAUGACGAGACAAGGAAGACUAUAACGAAGAGCAAAAUUCUCGUCUUCAGCAAUGCGUAUCAUGGUGCAACACUUACGUUUCCUAUUACCCUCGUCGCGGAUGCCGAUGGUGGUGAUGAUGAUGGCGGUGGUAGUAAAGUGGUCAGCGGCGGCACCGCAAGCGCCGCAGCGACUAAUCUCCCCCAUGACUUCGUCAUCGCGCCCAGCCUUGCUGCGAUCCUCUUUGAGCCCAUGCAGGGCGCGGGUGGCUGUCGCACCGCCACCAAAGAAUUCGCCCGUUUCCUGCGGCAGGUUGCAGACGAACAUUCCGCGCUCCUCAUCGCUGAUGAGGUCAUGACGUCCCGAUUGGCGCCUGCGGGGUUAUGUGUGGGGCUUUUUGGUAUCACGCCCGAUAUCAUGACGUUGGGGAAAUGGGUUGGUGGUGGGAUGAGUUUUGGUGCAUUCGGGGGUAGGCGGGAGAUUAUGGAGCUGUACCUGCCUGCUGAUCCGGGGGAGAGGAAGGGAAAGGGGAGGCUGAGCCAUGCGGGGACUUUUAAUAAUAACAUCUUGACAAUGGUGGCGGGCUUCGAGGCAUUGGGGAUUUAUACGAAGGAGAGAGUCGGGGUGCUCAAUCGGUUGGGAGAUAGGUUGAGAAAAGGUAUUUGGACUUUGCUCGCUGAUCGGAGGAUUAUAAGUAAACAUCUAAGCCAGGGCGGAGAGGCUGGCGAAGCGUAUGGGAUUGUGGAGGUUGAUACCUUUGAUCGGGAGCGGCAGGGAAAGGAAGCCAAGGCACUUCCGAGGAUGUUUGUGAGUGGGCAUGGGAGCUUGAUAAAUGUGCGGUUUACGGGGUUCGAGGCGAAGGUGUGGCAGGCGUUAUUCUAUCACCAUAUGCUAGACGAACACAUUUAUCUUGCUAUGAGGGGUUACAUGGCUUUGACGAUAGAGACGACUGAAGAUGAUGUUGAUAGGCUCAUCAGAUGCGUGGAAGGCUUUCUGGACCGGACAACACAAGAUUGUGAAACGGAGAUUUGA
Messenger RNA from Histoplasma capsulatum G186AR, 1386 nucleotides. Its product is annotated as aminotransferase class-III. NCBI's taxonomy places the organism in Eukaryota, Fungi, Ascomycota, Eurotiomycetes, Onygenales, Ajellomycetaceae. Gene Ontology annotation, molecular function: pyridoxal phosphate binding; transaminase activity. Bases 1 to 1386 code for a protein of 461 amino acids. The record is from RefSeq and is a predicted model, not a curated record. The transcript has 5 exons.